This is a messenger RNA of Miscanthus lutarioriparius, 1023 nucleotides long. The record is from the annotation of a GenBank genome assembly. Lineage: Eukaryota; Viridiplantae; Streptophyta; Magnoliopsida; Poales; Poaceae.
AUGGAGCUUGACGAGGAGACGUUCUUGGACGAGCUCAUGUCGCUGAGGCGGGAGGCGGCGGCGUCCGCGCCGUGGCAACAAGCUGCUGCCUGUAGCGCCUACCCGGGCGGCGGCGGCGCCAUGAUGAUGAGCGACCUCCUCUUCUUCGGCGGGACGACGGAGGGCGCCGCCGCCGACUCCACCAGCAUGUACCUCUCGCCGUUCCACCAGGAGCCUCUGCAGGCGCCCAUGCCGCCCGCGGCGGCCCCGCACCCGCACGAGGACUUCAACUUCGACUGCCUGAGAGAGGUGUGCAACCCGUACAGGAGCGGCGGCGGCGUCGGCGUUGCCGUGCCGCGGGCCGAGGCCGCAGCGGUGCCCGGACCCGGACAGGCGCUCGCUGCUCUCCACGACGCCAUGGUGGAGGAGGAGACGAGCGGUGACCUUGACCUUCAGGGGCAGCACUAUGGAGGUGGCGGUGGCGGGUCCCCGACGUUCGUGUUCGGCGGAGGCGCCGGCGAGAGCUCCGAGAUGCCCAUCGUCAGGGGUGUCGGCGGCCCACACCCCCACCACAGGACCAAGCUCCACGGCGCUCCGUCCAAGAAUCUCAUGGCCGAGAGGCGGCGGAGGAAGCGCCUCAACGACCGCCUCUCCAUGCUCCGCUCCAUUGUUCCCAAGAUCAGCAAGAUGGACAGGACAUCCAUUCUUGGGGACACCAUUGACUAUGUGAAGGAGCUGACGGAGCGGAUCAAAGUCCUCGAAGAGGAGAUCGGCGCCUCGCCGGAGGACCUGGACCUUCUCAACACCUUGAAAGAUUCGUCCAGCAACAGCAGCGAGAUGAUGGUGAGGAACUCCACCAAGUUCGACGUCGAGAAGCGGGGCAACGGGAGCACGAGGAUCGAGAUCUGCUGCCCGACAAACCCCGGGGUGCUGCUGUCCACGGUAAGCACGCUGGAGGUGCUUGGCCUGGAGAUCGAGCAGUGCGUCGUGAGCUGCUUCAGCGACUUUGGAAUGCAGGCCUCUUGCUCGCAAGUGAGUACGUGA